This is a messenger RNA of Aphanomyces astaci, 1501 nucleotides long. RefSeq lists its product as hypothetical. Gene Ontology annotation, cellular component: membrane. The transcript has a single exon. Gene Ontology annotation, molecular function: oxidoreductase activity, acting on paired donors, with oxidation of a pair of donors resulting in the reduction of molecular oxygen to two molecules of water. Bases 32 to 1393 code for a protein of 453 amino acids. Lineage: Eukaryota; Oomycota; Saprolegniomycetes; Saprolegniales; Verrucalvaceae. Gene Ontology annotation, biological process: lipid metabolic process. The record is from RefSeq and is a predicted model, not a curated record.
CAGUCAUCGAUUUGCGGUAGGGAAGGAACGUAUGUGUCUCAAGCCAGGAUCCAAGAAGCUCACGUGGGCGGCGGUCCGUGAACACAACAAGGCGGACGAUGCGUGGAUCGUGAUCCACCACAAGGUCUACGACAUCUCCCACUUCGACACGCACCCCGGUGGGGCGGUCAUGUUUACGCAGGCGGGGGAGGACGCGACGGACGCAUUUGCCGUGUUCCAUCCGUCGUCAGCCCUCAAGUUGCUCGAACAGUACUACAUCGGUGACGUGGACGAGUCGACGCAAAUUGUGGACCCGACCUUGACGGAGGAAGCGAAGAAGACGCAGAACGAGUUUGUUGCCGCAUACCGCAAGCUUCGACUUGACGUGAAGCGCUUGGGACUGUACAACGCCAGCAAGGGUUACUACUUGUGGAAGACACUAUCCACGUUGAGCAUUGGUCUCCUCUCGGCGUUCAUCUGCUUCAACACGACCAGCACGGCCGUGAUCAUGGUCGCGGCGGUGAUCCUCGGUCUCUUCUACCAGCAAUGUGGGUGGUUGGCGCACGACUACGGCCACCAGCAAGUGUUUGACAACCACACGUUGAACGACCUGUGCAUCGUAAUGGUGGGCAACUUGUGGCAAGGGUUCUCAUGCCAGUGGUGGAAGAACAAGCACAACACCCAUCAUGCCAUCCCUAACUUGCACACGGACCCUGUCGACGGAUACCACGGCGACCCCGACAUUGACACGAUGCCGGUGUUGGCGUGGUCGCUCAAGAUGGCCAAGGAGGUGGAAAAGGGGUCGUGGGGGCCCUUCUUCAUCAAACACCAAGCGGCGUUGUACUUUCCCAUCCUCUUGUUCGCGCGCGUGAGUUGGGUGUUCCAGUCGUACCUGUAUGCGUUCCGCAGCAUCGGACCGGGCGGCACGUUUGACCCGCUCCAGUACCCCGUGCUCGAACGCAGUGGGUUGGUGCUGUACUACACAUGGAACGUGGCGUUGGUGUACUUUUCGGGCAUGUCCUUCGUCCAAGCGAUCUCGUUCUUGUGGGUCAGCCAAGCAUCAUGUGGGUUAUUCCUUGCGCUCGUGUUCAGCAUUGGACACAACGGCAUGGCCGUGUACGAUCGCGCCGACAAGCCCGACUUCUGGAAGCUCCAGGUGCUCACCACGCGCAACAUCUCGCCGACGUUCCUCGUGGACUGGUUCUGCGGCGGACUCAACUACCAGGUGGACCACCACUUGUUCCCGACCGUGCCCCGUCAUAACCUGGCGCAGCUCAACGUGCUUGUCAAGUCCUUGUGCAAGCAGUUCGCGGUGCCGUACCACGAGACGGGCUUCUGGGCCGGCCUCGGCGAAGUCGUGGACCAUCUCAAGGACGUGUCCAACGAGUUCAUCCGUGAAUUCCCUGCCAUGUAAGAACGCGCUCCUGGUGCCUACUACGACAACCGAUGUAACUAAUCAACGUUGACGACAUUCGGUUUAGUUAUUGCGUACUACUAACGUUAAUACUAAGCUGUAAAACCA